Molecule: messenger RNA, 459 nt
Organism: Knipowitschia caucasica
Lineage: Eukaryota; Metazoa; Chordata; Actinopteri; Gobiiformes; Gobiidae
Source: the annotation of a GenBank genome assembly
AUGAACACCUCAUUUGUCAGCGUCCUUCACCUGGACGGCCUGUCGCAGCUGUACGACUACAGGAUCCCUCUGGCCGUGCUCCUCCUGCUCAUCUAUGGCUUUGUCAUGCUCAGCGACGCCACAGUGGUCUACAUCAUCUGCUCGCGCCGCUGCCUUCACCGGCCCAUGUACGCCGUCCUCGUCAACUCCGCCAUCGGCAGUUCCUCAAUCUAUCCCAAGCUCCUGUGGGAUUUAUUUCAAGGGAAGCGCGUGGUUUUGCUGUCCAGAUAUGAGUGUCUUUGCCAGGCUUUAAUCGUGGGUUUUGUUGGCGGUUCAAGCUUUCUUCUUCUGUCAGCCAUGGCGUUCGAUCGAUACUUGUCUAUUUGCCAUCCUUUACGUUACGCCGCGUUGAUGUCUCCUAGAGCCAUCACUGUGUUGCUGCUGAUGUGCUGGCUAGUCCCCCUGAUUCUAGUCACAUGA